UCACCGGCCAAGUCCCUGUUAAUUACCUAAUUACUGCCACUUAUGUCUGAGGCAAAGAAUCGAUACACAAGCAUUCUGCGCAAUUUGAAUAAGGUCCCUUCAUAGCUCACCUCCGAACCUGAUAAACCUGGCCCCGCAUUCAGCUGUCCCAUGGGGGGUUGCAGACUUUCAUAUCAGCAAUUGAACCAGAGUAGCUCUUCCUUUGAACGGUCUGUUAUGAAGAUUACCACCUUCCGGCAGACUUAACAACCGGCAUCUUAGAGAGGUGGAAAGGAGAAGAAGCCUUGUUAGCUUUACUUCAAUUCAUUGCUUCCUCACAAGUCAGAGCGUAGAUAUGCGCUCAAGUAUAGCGUGUGUCAAAUGUCGGCGGAGCAAAGUCAAAUGCAUCAACAAUGGACCAGGGUCCAUUUGUAGGUCCUGCCAAAUUUCGGGAAGGGAAUGUACAUAUCCAUUACCGGCUUUUGAAAACGGGACUGCUGGCAAAAGAGAGAAUUCGGACACUUUGAAUCCUGUUACACAUUCAGGCACAUCGAAUCUGACGCAACGAGAGGAGGCUACAAAGCGCAAACGCUCGAGGAAAUCCUCAGCGGCAAUACCUGCCGCAGCAGUUCCCAGUGCAGCGCAGCUUGCCCACUGUGCAGCUCUUGAUAUCCUUGGAUCACCAUAUCUGACUGCUCAACUGUGGAUGGAGAUUUUUGAUAUUUUUCAGCUUCAUUUCUCGGCCGACUUACCAUUCUUCCAUCCCCCGACUUUCUUAGACCAUUUCUGCCAACCCAAAACUUUGUCCAAGCCGCAAAAUUCCACUCCACAAAAUGACAGCACGCAAUGGCCUCAAUCGCCUGCCUCCCCGUUGGUCCUUCUCGCCCUCUUGGCCCUCACUGCUCGCUUCCACCCGGGUUUGUGCGCCCACCAUGCACAAAUAUCACCUGAUCGGCUUAGCCGGCCUAUUGCCGUGUCUGAUUACUAUGCAAAGUAUACUAGGGAUCUUUUGACUAUAUCUCAUCCUGUGGAGCAUGGUUAUCCGAGUUUAGAAAGAAUCCAGGCGCUUCUGAUGCUUGGCCUUCAUGAAUGGGGCAUGUGCAGGGGCGUCCGCGCCUGGAUUUAUGUUGGGAUCGCAGUGAGGAUGGCACAACUCAAAGGCCUCCAGUUCGAGCAGGAUCUUGACGAGGAGCCUAAUGCUUGUUCCGUCGCCCUGCGGAAGGAAGCUCAACAUCUAGGAGUAUCGCAAUCACCCAAUCUCCCAACAGCGCCAGAUCCUUCGCCGGGUCCGAUGUAUUUCAUUGAUAAAGAAGUCAAACGCCGAACAUUCUGGAGCUGCUUUCUCAUGGACAGAUAUAUGAGUAGCGGAAAAUAUAGGCCCCAGAUGCUUGACGUAAACGAACUGAGGGUGCAGCUACCGAGUACUGAGCGGGCGUUCCUUUUCGGUGAGCAGGUGCGGACGAGGCUCCUCAGUGAUGAAAUCGAGUUAUGGUCUUGGAAGACGGAUCUUCAAAAACAAAGGGCCAUUGGUCCCAAAAUAAGCCGCGGUCAAGGAACAUCGGGAGAUCGGUCUCCUGAACAUUUUCUUUGUGACGAGUCCGUAGCCGACCGAAAUACUCAGGUAACGGACUGUCAAGACAAAGGAAAAUGGGAGGUUGGAUCAGAUGAAGGAAGCAUUCCAAGAGUUAUAAAAAUAAUUGAGAUCUGGGGACGGAUAGCCAAAUGGUCGUGUAAGGGUGGGAGAAGGACGGAGCGCUAUCCACCGUGGCACUCGAGAUCCACUUUCAGCUCGCUCCGUGAGCUCCUGGCCCAAUUCUAUGGAGACCUUCCACCUAGUUUACAUUUCAAUCAUGCAAACCUCUCUGCGCAUAUAGCCUCCAGGACAUCAACUCCUUAUACUCUCAUGCAUACCGUUUACUUCCUAUGUCUCAUCAUUCUUCAUCGCGAAUAUGUCCCUUUCAUUCCCAUCCGAUGUACCAAGCCUCAAGGCCCCCUUGACGAGCCAACCUUUCCACCGGAUAAAUAUGACAUUCCGCCGGGCUGGUGGGAAUCAAGCGCCAGAGAAUGUUUCAAAGCAGCCAGAGACAUAAUGGAUAUGGUUCGAACCUGCCAGGAUUGGGGUAUUCUUGCUGAGACGCCUUUGAUUGGUUUUGCCAUCUACACGGUUGCUUUUGUCGGGGUUUAUUGCAUGAAUUUUCCUCAAAUGGAUCCGGAUGGCUUCAUGUGCUCAAACGAGCCCGUGGGCCCUGAGGAAACGAAGAAGCAGAGUUCCUCGACAAACAACAGCAAAGGUGCUGAUUCUGUACGCCUCGCCAUUGAAAUAAUUGGCGGGAUGCGGACUCGAUUAAACAUGGCAGAUGGCUGGUUUAGGACGGUCAAACGCAUGCAUCAUUAUUUUCGGAAAAUGAAGGAAGACUACUGCACGAACACUAAAGCUUUGUCCUCGUCUUCGGAUCCGAGUAUAAGCGGCGAAACACAGCGUCAUCUCAGUAUAAGAGAAGGUGGUGAUGGUGGCGGCCUAGCUGAAUAUAAGUUAUUGGAGAAGACGCUCAAGGAAUUUGGUAGCUUGGAAGACGAUGAGAUUGCAGAUGCCUCAGAGGUAGAGAAGAAAGGAAACGAUCACACGCCUACGUUGCAUCAAGCUCUUGAUCGUCAGAUAGACAGUGCCGAACUAGAGAUGGCCAGAAAGAGAUAUCACGGCACUGAUACAACUGACGAUAGGCAGAAGAAGGUUCCCCGCAUGGAAGAGAUGUCGCAAGCGGUGGGAGCUGUUCCUGGGCGGUCGCCGUCGGCAUCACCAUAUGAUACAGUGGGCGGGGUUGGACUGCAGAGAAUCGUUCCGUUUGGACAAUCUCCAGGUGCUGGAGUCCCACCUACCUAUUACCCUCAGCUCCCUCAGUCAGUACCACCCCAAAUUCCUGACCACCAGGCGGUGUAUCCGGUCGAAGCAGAUAUAGCCACAAAGCAGAUAGUAUCGCAAAGCCCACCAGUAACGGCACCGUUAUCGAUACCCUCCGCGUUUUGUCAGUCUGAUACAAUGCCAUACCCUGGGCCUUAUCCCUUUCCACCGGAGCCGCCACCUCCACUGGGGCAAAUGUGCUCUACAAAUGAACAACAGCCUCCUCAGGCACCGCAACAAGUUUCGACGUCCGCUCGCAUGAUAAGGCCGUCCAUAACGGCCCUGAGUCCGGCUGGUGCUAUGUGGACUUCUGAAGCCAGAAAGAAUUGGCUGGACAAUCUUGAUACGCGGUUAGGUGGCGAUGAUGUGGCUGCGUUUGUUGAUGGGAGUAGCUGUGAGGAAUGGGGACUUGCGGCCGGUGCAGGCCAAGGCACGAGUGGCUGGCUCAGCACAGUCUGGGGCGGCAGUUAUGGAGUGUAACCCAUAUGAUCUGGACCUGACCACUGCAAACCCUUGUAGGGUGGGUAUUGGCAUUCAGAGGAUGGAGUCUGAAGACCGUUUUUAUAUAUUGGACACUUCUUAAUUUUUGGGUUUCCGCGGCGUUUGGGACAGCGGUAUCUUGGUAUAGAGUCCGAUGA
Messenger RNA from Xylona heveae TC161, 3516 nucleotides. RefSeq lists its product as hypothetical. Bases 335 to 3358 code for a protein of 1007 amino acids. Lineage: Eukaryota; Fungi; Ascomycota; Xylonomycetes; Xylonales; Xylonaceae. The record is from RefSeq and is a predicted model, not a curated record. Gene Ontology annotation, cellular component: nucleus. Gene Ontology annotation, biological process: regulation of DNA-templated transcription; DNA-templated transcription. Gene Ontology annotation, molecular function: DNA binding; DNA-binding transcription factor activity, RNA polymerase II-specific; zinc ion binding. The transcript has 4 exons.